AUGAAGAUUGAGAAAUUACAGAAUCCAAAAAUUGAGAAAGCAGAGAUCUUGGAAUACACAGUUCAGUUUCUCCAGUCCACAAUGAAGCCCUCUGAGAUGCCACAAGAUAACUUCAGUCAGGAAUACCAGUUUGGCUUCCAGCAUUGCCUUCAAACCACCUUGCACUUAAUAAACUCCAGCCAGAAGCUGUCAUAUGUAAGCAAGAACUUCCUCUUACAACAGUUAUUGUUAAACCACCCUGAUGUGUCUUCAUCAAUGGACCACCAAUAUCUCACACUCCAUGGACAAUCACCUUCAUGUAGUCAUAUGACUUCUACACAACUUGACUGCAUAACCAAAUCCCAAGGAAACCAAGAAAAUAAACUGAUUAGUACUCAAACUGGACUAUCUUCUGAUCAAAAGUCAUGUUCAUGGAGACCAUGGGUCUAA
Molecule: messenger RNA, 429 nt
Organism: Staurois parvus
Lineage: Eukaryota; Metazoa; Chordata; Amphibia; Anura; Ranidae
Source: the annotation of a GenBank genome assembly